Molecule: messenger RNA, 883 nt
Organism: Hevea brasiliensis (rubber tree)
Lineage: Eukaryota; Viridiplantae; Streptophyta; Magnoliopsida; Malpighiales; Euphorbiaceae
Product: VQ motif-containing protein 11-like
Exons: 1
Coding region: 128-736 (202 amino acids)
Source: RefSeq, a predicted model, not a curated record
UCUCCCUCUCUCUCUACCUUCUCUAAUUUUUUCUGAACAGCCUUUCUUCACCUUCUCAAUCACCCAAAAACAAGAAACCCCGUAUAUAUACGCCAACUUUUCAUGCUUAUCACCCAUUUUCUCUCUCAUGGCUUCCGCUUCUAAUAACAAUAUGACCACCACCAUGCACCACAGCCCACCCCCCUAUGGAUCUGACCCGUCCUCGCUCGACACCACCUUUGUGCAAGCCGACUCGUCAACCUUCCGCACCAUUGUUCAAAAGCUAACUGGAGCAACCGACGACCCAUCAACCCAAAAGCUCCCAAUCACCCACCCUAAUCGUUCCUCUGUAAUUCCAGGCCCUAAAAGACCUGCAUUCAAACUUCAAGAAAGGAGACAGAGCGCCAAGAACUUAGAAAUCAACCUUAACAGCAAUUCUACAAUCAGCAACAGCUUCGAGCAUCCUGACCUCUUGCAGUUCAGACAGCGAACUGGUUUCUUGGUGUCCCCGGUGUCAACUUUGGACUUCUUUUGUGCGCGCGCAAGCCCUAGGUCACCCUACGAAGAGUUUUGUUCCCGUGGGGGUUCCAGUGAGGAGGAAGAGAGAGCCAUUGCUGAAAAAGGGUUUUAUCUGCAUCCAAGUCCUUUGACCACUCCCAGAGGAGUUGAGCCUCCUGAGCUAUUGCCCCUAUUCCCCUUGCGUUCUCUUAGAGACUACAAAGAGGAUCAAGAUGAUGAUCGCAAUUCUUGUUCUUGAAUCAGGAAUCUACUAAUCUAGAGGGCUAGUUAUAGAAUAUGCCAAUUUCUUUAACGUUCCUUUGAUGGAAAUGUUAAUUAUCUUAGUUAACUGUUAAUGAAUGGGGUGAUGAGCCAAUAGAAGUGAUUUGGCGCCUGUGGAUAAGUA